Molecule: messenger RNA, 4872 nt
Organism: Amphiprion ocellaris (clown anemonefish)
Lineage: Eukaryota; Metazoa; Chordata; Actinopteri; Pomacentridae
Product: transmembrane protein 184B-like
Exons: 10
Coding region: 487-1767 (426 amino acids)
Biological process (GO): transport
Molecular function (GO): transporter activity
Source: RefSeq, a predicted model, not a curated record
UUGCUACUGUUGAUACCAUGAAGUGCUGAUGUUGAUGUUGGUGAUAUAACGGUGUGCGGUCCAUCAGCGUCGGAUGGAAAAAAAAAUGAACGAUAGCACCAGUUAUUAAUUUCACAGACAUUUGACGUUGUUACUAAGCGCAUUGCCUCUUGUCUCCUGUAUUUCUUAGUUCUGACUUUACGGGAAGACCGAAAGUUAGCGUUUGGCUAGGUAGCCCAGCUAACCCUGGCUAGCAGCAGCAGCAGCAGCGCUCGGCGUAGUUGAAGCUCAGCUGCCGACACUUAGCAGCUUUAUGCCGAGAGGAGAGGUGAGUUUCCGGGCUCCAGACAACGAUGCAGUGAUUAUAUACGUGGCUGGCUGUCGUCUGGAUGUUAUACGCUUGGCCAGAUAACUUUCUUUACACCAAAAGGAUCGCGAACACCGGAGAUGAUGAGCUAAACUGAUGCCCAGAUUGAGCCAAGCGCAAAUCAAACAACUGCAGAGGAGAUGAGUCAGCUUUGGUGGCGAGCCAAGCGCCUGUCGGAGAGCUUGGGGAAUGACUCUCCUAAUGGCCUCCCCCCGGGGUCUCCAGCCACUGUGGCCCCACAGGGAUCCAACUCCUCUUGGGUGUCCGAAGCCCCGGUGGUCACACUACAGGAGCCCAUUUUCCUCAUGACCUCCACCGCCCAGACGAUAUCAGGAUUUUUUGUUUGGACAGCUCUUCUGAUCACAUGUCACCAGAUCUACAUGCACCUGCGUUACUACAGCUCUCCAAAUGAGCAGAGGCACAUAGUUAGGAUCCUCUUCAUAGUCCCCAUCUACGCCUUCGACUCCUGGCUCAGCCUUCUUUUCUUCACCAACGAGGAGUAUUACGUGUACUUCGACACAGUCCGAGAUUGCUACGAAGCCUUCGUCAUCUACAACUUCCUGAGUCUGUGCUACGAGUAUCUGGGAGGAGAGAGUGCCAUCAUGGCUGAAAUCAGAGGGAAACCUAUCGAGUCGAGCUGUAUGUAUGGGACCUGUUGUCUGUGGGGCAAGACCUACUCAAUUGGUUUCCUCCGGUUUUGCAAACAGGCGACUCUCCAGUUCUGUGUGGUGAAACCCCUGAUGGCAGUGAUCACUGUCAUUCUUCAGGCCUUUGGGAAAUACAGAGAUGGAGACUUCAACGUGGCUAGCGGUUACCUGUAUGUCACCAUUAUCUACAACAUCUCCGUCAGUCUGUCGCUCUACGCUCUCUUCCUCUUCUACUUUGCCACACGUGAGCUGCUCAUCCCUUACAACCCCGUGCUCAAGUUCUUCAUGGUCAAGUCGGUCAUCUUUCUCUCCUUCUGGCAGGGGAUGCUGUUGGCCAUCCUGGAGAAGUGUGGCGCCAUUCCCCAGAUCAGUUCUGCUGACUUCUCUGUGGGCGAAGGAACAGUUGCUGCAGGCUACCAAAACUUCAUCAUCUGCAUAGAGAUGUUCUUUGCUGCUAUUGCUUUGCGCCAUGCCUUUACUUACAAGGUUUACAUGGACAAAAGGCUGGACUCGUAUGGCUCAUUUCCUAUCUAUGGACAGUACGGUCGCUGUGCCCCUAUGAAGAGCAUCUCCAGCAGCCUGAAGGAGACCAUGAACCCAGGGGACAUGGUCCAGGAUGCCAUCCAUAACUUCUCCCCGGCUUAUCAGCAGUACACCCAGCAGUCCACACUGGAGCGAGGCGGGGGCCCGCCCCUGUCCCGCAGCCACAGCAACCUCAGCACCCGCGGGGACAAUGAAAAGACCCUUCUGCUCAGCUCUGACGACGAGUUCUGAGAGUCAAACACACACUCAGACGUUCACGUCACUCCUGUAGACCACAUUGAAUUUUUAGCAGACAAAUCAGAUCUUUCAUUUCAAGUUUAACAUAGAAGAUCAGAUAGUUUCGUUUUUUUUUUUACAUUUAGAUAACAAAAGAUCCACUGUAAGUUAAAUGGAGGUGUGAGGGAGUACUUUAUGAGAUUGGAGAUGUUAGAAAUGAAGUGAGGGAGAAGUGAGGUUGGGAACAUUGGAUUCAUUCACUGGCCGAGCUGUUAUUUGUGUUGAUGUCAUAGUUGUGGUUUUGGGCCAUUUCUGAUAGAAAUAUCUGUGGAAUAUCGAUCAGUACAAAUAAUCGUGCCUGCAUAUAGCAUCUUAAUACUGCACCUUAGACUCUACGACAAAAAAAAUUACUAUAUAUAAGCUAGAGAAAAUAAGUGCCAUCUUCAUCUGACACACACGGCCUCUUUAAUUCUUCGUUUUUAUAUCAGUUCUCAAUCCAUUCGCCUCUUCACCCCUCUGCCAACUCUAACUGAAACUUUGCCAAAUUUGGGGAGCAGUACUCUGUCCUCCAAUGACAAGACAUUGUCUUAAAGUUCAGGAUUGAUUUAUAUUCAAACAAAGUAAAGGAGCCUUUGAGCUGCUGAGUUCAUUUUAAUAUAUGAUCACAAAUAACUAUUUUAUUUAAAUGUCGUACGGCCUUGCAGGUAGAACUCAUUUAUAGAAUAUUGUUAUAAAUAUACUGUGUAAUUUAUCAUUAUUGUUGUGGGUCGAUUUGGACGAGUGAAACUGAAGCGUAAUAGUUGCAACUCCAGCUGUUGGUCUGCGAUGUUUGUGCAGCGCUGAGGGAACAGCUGUGGGAAAGAUUUACUAGUGGGCCGAGGGGACUGACAGAAGGACAACGCCCACACAGAUUACAGAUUACUGAAGAAGCAACACUUUCCCCGCAGAGCCGGCCCAGCUGUGAUGCGCUGUGGAACGUAAUCUCAUAAUUAUUGGUGUUACGUGCAGCACAGAUCAGGGCUGCCUCUGCUGGUGCUAUUUGUAAUGGCAACAGUAGUGAGUGAGGCAGGACUAAGAAGGUCAUGCAAAGAUGUGUUGAUGGACAGACUCUGAGUAUACAUUAUAUUAACACUCACAGUAAGAACAUAUACUUGAUUUUUGGGGCAUUUUUAAUUUUUAUGCACUAUAUUUGGAGGGUUGCAAAAAGCAGUGAUUUGUGCUAGAAUAGUGAAAAGCUGGCCAGAUGUCUUCUCUUUUUUCUGAUGUUUUUCCAAAAGGUGAUGGCAUCUACGUUUGAGUUAAUUGUUCUUAUGUUUGCAGCAGAUGUUUAUAACACAUGACCAGUAUACUGUAUAACUUGCUUGUGGUUGUGAUCCUAAAUGUUUAAUGGCAGAGGACAGGAGUAAAAAAAAAAAAAAAAAAACAAAAAAAAACAGAAGCUUCCAUGGCAGAGGUGUCAAACUCAUUUUAGUUCAGGGGCCACAUUAAGCCCAAUUUGAUCUCAAGUGACCAGUAAAAUCACAGCCUAAUAACCUAUAAAUAACAACUCCAAAUUUUCCCUUUGUUUUAGUGCAAAAAAGUACAUUCUGAAAAUAUUCACAUUUAAGGAAUUAUCUUUUUACAAAACAUCGUGAACAAGCUCAAAUUUCUUAAGAAAAAAUAAGUUCAAUUUCAGCAAUAUUAUGCCUCAGUUUAUCAUUUACACAUUACAACUUAUAGAUCACAGUGUUUCUACAAAGGAGCAAAACAUUUAGUCACAGGCACCUGGAACUGAACAUCGUAUUUAAUGAUCAAAAUGACAAAAGUCAGACAAAAAAAAAAGACAAAAUAUUACAAAAAUCAGAUGCAAAAUGACAAAAACGAGACACCAAACAACAAACGACAUGAAACAAAACAAAAAAAGAGACAAAAAAUUAGCAAAGAAGUUACAAAGCGACAAAAACAAGACAAAAAAUUACACAAAUGACACAAACAAGACCAAAAAUGACAAAAGCAAGAAACAAAACAACAAAAAAGUAGACUACCAACACAAACGAGACAAAAAAACACACAAAAUGAUACAAAACAUCGAACAAAGCAAAACACAAAAUGGCAAAAAUAAGACAAAAAACAACAAAAGAUUAAAAGGAAACACAAAAUGACAAAAAUGAGAAAACGACAGAAACACGAGACAAACGACAAAAGUCAGACAAAAAAAAAUAAGACAAAAUAUUACAAAAAUUGAGAUCCAAAAUGGUAAAAGAACAAUGAGCAAUCUAAUAUUUUAUGGUGAAAACAACUUGUCAUGGUCUAGAAAUUAUUUUAAAUUUACAGUUUUACAAAUUUACAAUCUGCAGUUAAUGCCUUCUCUGUAAUUUUUACACUUUGAGGGGCGGAUUGGACCCUCUGGAGGGACGGUUUUGGCCCGCGGGCCGCAUGUUUGACACCCCUGUUCAAUGGAAAAGUCACAUCCUGCCUCUGAACGUGUGUUUUCUGUUUGCUGUAUUGACUGCACAAUCCGGAUAGAUUCUACAGACUGACAGUCCUUGUGAGGAAUGAAUGUAGUCUUAAAGAAAAAUGAACAGCCAAAUUGAUCUGUGCCCUCAGAUCAGUUUAAUUUAUGAGAAAAUAGUUUUGAGUUGGCAGAAUAAUGAAAGUAUUUGUUCAGUUGUUAACCCUUCAGCCGCCACCUUAACUGAAAAACGAACGCAUUGCAGACCUUCAGUCAAAGUUGAGAUUUGUUCUAUUGAUUAAGUUUGUGAUAUGGAAAAUUUGAAAUUCACUGCCUUAUAUUUUCAGUCCUCUUCAUUCAAAAUUCUAUCAAAUGAUAGUUUUGAUACGAUGUUUAAAAGCUGGAUGUUAUUUACAAAGCUCAACACAUACCGAAAUGGAAAAACAAAAUGCUGUAAAUAAGUCAAACUAAGCACCGCUGCAGAACAUUAAAGGUGAUGACUGUCAUGGCAUCACUUGUAUAGUGCUUUGUUUGAAUAUUUUUGUGUUUUAAUUAUCUCAUUUCGUAUAUACUCUUAUUUUAUUCUUCAUUGUAUACUUUUUAAUUUGUAUAUUGGUACUACCAAAUGUUUUGAUGCUAUGUUGGUUUCUGUUGGUGUUGCAAAAGAAAUAAAAUGCAAAUGAAAAGUA